This is a messenger RNA of Knipowitschia caucasica, 552 nucleotides long. Lineage: Eukaryota; Metazoa; Chordata; Actinopteri; Gobiiformes; Gobiidae. The record is from the annotation of a GenBank genome assembly.
AUGGCGAACACGCUGCUGAGGCUUCUGGGAGUUCUGCUAUGCGCGCUGGCCGCCCUUGCAGAAGUGGUCCCGGUUUCCGACUUCGACCUGGCCAAGAUGGCUGGGAAAUGGCACAUCAUUGGGUUUGCCACUAACUCCGAAUGGUUUGUGAAUCAUAAAGCUGACAUGAAGAUGGGGACCUCAAUUGUGACCCCAACUGAGGGAGGAGACAUGGAUCUGUCCUAUGCCAACCUCAAGGAUGACGGGACCUGCUGGAGAAUGACUCACUUGGCCAAGAAAACAGAGACACCAGGACGCUUCACUUUCCACAGUCAAAGGUGGAACAAUGACAACGACAUGCGCAUUGUGGAUGUUGUUUAUGACAACUAUGUUUUGAUCCACACCAUUAAGACCAAGGACGGAGUGUCUGAGGUCCUCAAUAAACUUUACGGUCGUAAUACCCAAGUCAGUGAAGAUUUGCAUCAGAAAUUCAGACAGUUCUCUCUGGACACUGGUGUACUGGCCGACAAUAUUGUGUUUCUGCCUCUGAGUGCCGAGUGUGCAUCCGUCUAA